Molecule: messenger RNA, 309 nt
Organism: Adineta steineri
Lineage: Eukaryota; Metazoa; Rotifera; Eurotatoria; Adinetida; Adinetidae
Source: the annotation of a GenBank genome assembly
AUGACUGAAGAAUAUCAAACAACAAAAGCACUUAUCCCUUUGCAAAAACCACAUAAAUCUGCAUCAAAGACAAAUUCAGAACCUGUAACAAAUAAUAAAUUAUUUGGCACAGGUUUGUUGAAUAUCGAUGAAAAAGAUCUGAGAGAACAUUUUGCACAAUUUGGUUCCAUUAAAGACGUUAUUAUUAUAAAAGAUCGAGCAGGUCGAUCAAGAACAUUCGGCUUUGUAACUUAUGAAAGUUCUCAAUCUAUCCACAAAUGUCUGAAAAAAACACAUAAAAUUAAUGGUAAACAAGUGCAUAAACUAUAA